UCCCGUGUAUGACGUGACGGCGAGGAAUUUCAAUACCAUGUGGCCAACAAUCGAGUUAUCCAUCCAAUCGUCAGACAUUGUAGCAUUGGAUAUGGAACUGAGCGGCCUGGGAGACAGACAGAAGUUGCAAUUACAAAAUAUUGAAGAGCGUUACAAAUCGAUUUGUGAAGUGUGUCGGUCUCGAGGUGUCGUGUCUCUUGGUUUAGCAACCUUCCAUCUCUCGUCCACACGUUGCUACAAUGUGGCUGUCUACAAUCUCAUGCUGCUAAGUGAACGUGAAUACAUGGUGGAGCCGUGCUCGCUCCAGUUCUUAUUGGAUCAUGGAUUUGAUUUCAACAAGCAAUACAGAGACGGCAUUCGAUAUGCACCCUUUAGUGAUGAUUACAUACAGUCAUCCCGGUCAUCGUGUUUUGCAUCCGUUGAGUCACUUUUCUCGUCUCUGAUCAGAUCGUGCAAGCCUGUUGUCUUCCACAAUGGCCUCAUUGAUCUUGCCUUCUUGUAUCAGCACUUUUACGCUCCAUUGCCACUCAAACUUAACACUUUCUUGUCGGACUUGUCAGACAUAUUUCCAUCCGGAAUAUUCGACACAAAAUAUGUUGCAGAGUUUUGCACUCGCGAUGAGGCAUCGUAUCUUCAUUAUAUUUUCAGGAAACGACAACGAAGAAAUAUUAUGUUAAGACUGAAGGGUGAGAAACACAUUGAAUUGAUGUUUGAUGCGGGAACGAGCGACACGGAGUUUGUUGAUUGGGUUUGCUGUGCACAAUCAUCGAUGGGAGUUGAUGCAGCAGCCGUGACUGUAUGUCAUCAAUAUGCAAAUCAUGGUUACUGUCGAGCCAGCUCUUCUUGUCCUGCCAGUCAUGACAUUGAUAUCAUUCUCGAUCAGCAAGAGGCAAGCAAGCAAUCAAAAGAAGCAAAGAAACGAAGACGAAGACGGAAACGAAAACACACAGCAAGUGAAGAGAAUGAGAAUUCAACUCAAGUCGAAGUAAGCACAGAGACAGAUGCUCAGUCUCUGCAUUCGAAUGAACCCACACGUACACACUCAGACAACAAAGAAAGAAACCACGCCAAACGAGAGUCGCCUCAAACUGGUGGCCACCGGGCUGGCUUUGAUGCAUUUAUGGCAGGUUUUUGUCUCGUUUUUAUGGCCGAGAUGGAGAGUGAUGGUAAACUGACGUCAUGGAAGGAAGGACUGUUGGAGUGGAGAAACAGACUAAGUCUUAGUGGCAAACCCAUGCCUCUUGUUAUCACAAAAAGUCACUUUUCUAAACCAUCGGGUCAUCACGUGCAGAGACUGGCCGCUCUAACUAAUGCACAUGAUCAGGUCACAUGAAAUGUUGUUGACAUCGAAUUUUUAUUGUUGCCAUUCGUACACAAAAGGCAGUGUAAUUGAUA
Messenger RNA from Corticium candelabrum, 1395 nucleotides. Its product is annotated as target of EGR1 protein 1-like. Bases 38 to 1333 code for a protein of 431 amino acids. Lineage: Eukaryota; Metazoa; Porifera; Homoscleromorpha; Homosclerophorida; Plakinidae. The record is from RefSeq and is a predicted model, not a curated record. Gene Ontology annotation, cellular component: cytoplasm; Cajal body. Gene Ontology annotation, molecular function: snRNA binding; 3'-5'-RNA exonuclease activity; metal ion binding. The transcript is spliced from 4 exons. Gene Ontology annotation, biological process: snRNA 3'-end processing.